UAAAUCUGUUGCUUCUUUAUUCGAUGGUACUUGUUAGUUCCAUUCUCUUCAUAGGUAUGGUGUCGAAUAUGUUUGUUGUGCAGAUAUGGUAAGGAAGAAGAAGGGGGUGGCAGAUGGCAAUGAGACAUCUAGAGAGUACAACCACUGGGAGCCGAAUCAUGACAAGCCAUUUGUCGAAUGCUUGCUGGAACUAGUAGACCAAGGAAAGAUCGAGGAUGGUCAAUGCAAGAAUGGCGUUUACAAAGAGCUGAAGCGCAUGAUGGAAACGAGGGUACCUGGUUGUGGUAUUAAGGCAAAACCAACCAUAACAACAAGAAUUAGAAAAUUGAAGCAUUGGUUCCAUGCAACGAUGACAAUGAAGAAGGAGAGUGGAUGGGGGUGGCAUACUGUGGAUAACCACGUCAUCGUGCCUAACGAUGUUUGGGAAGUAUAUGUCAAGACUCAUCCAACCUUCAAAAAUUAUAGAGAUACACCAUUUCCAGAGUUUUGGGAUUUGGUGUAUGUGUUUGGUACAGGGCGGGCAACAGGUGAAAUGGGGUUCCAGGGAGCUGAUGGUAACCUCGUAGUCAGUUCUGAUGAUGAUGUCGAGCCCACAGUCCCGUUAUCCCAGAUGAAUACUCCUGUUGUAGAUGAAGAAAUGUUCAAUAUCAUUAAUAAAGGGGUUGAAACAGCUACUACUAAGGCAUCAGGUAAAAGGAAGGUUCCAACAUCAGCUCCAACAAGAAAGAAGAAGAAAUUGAAAACAGAUGAUCUCAUAGAUGAAGCUGCAUCAGAUAUGGUUGGGAUGAGGCCAUUAAUAAGGGAAUCAGUUGAUACAAUUGCUAGGGCCAUGGGUGAGAGUGAGAUGCAUAUAGAAAUGAAGGCAAAUCUUAUGGAUGCCCUAGGACAGAUGGCUGGACUCACAAGGGCACAAAUGGUGUUAGCUUCCAGGAGGCUUUGCAAGGAUCCUAGGGAUUUGAAGUGCUUCUAUGACAUGGAGGAUGAGGAAGACAGGCUCACUCUUGUGCUUGACGUACUUGAGAAGUGAAUGGAGUACUGACAUAUAACGAUAUAUGUAAAUGUGCAUGGUAGAAGAUCAAGACGUUGUCUAGUUUGCAAAGAUUUGUUUGCUUUUUUUGUCUACUGUCAUUGCUUCAGACUUACAAUGACAGUCUUUGCAAACAUAAGAAAACUGUAUUUUGUAA
This is a messenger RNA of Linum trigynum, 1184 nucleotides long. NCBI's taxonomy places the organism in Eukaryota, Viridiplantae, Streptophyta, Magnoliopsida, Malpighiales, Linaceae. The record is from the annotation of a GenBank genome assembly.